Bursaphelenchus xylophilus (pine wood nematode) is the source of this 6313-nucleotide messenger RNA. NCBI's taxonomy places the organism in Eukaryota, Metazoa, Nematoda, Chromadorea, Rhabditida, Aphelenchoididae. The record is from the annotation of a GenBank genome assembly.
AUGGAUUUGGGAGCUGUGAGCCGCCCGAAUCGAACGUUUCCCGGUAUGAUCCUGGUGUUUGGUAAGUGUUUCCGUCUUCAUUGUUGAUCUUUAAGGGUUGAAUAGUGUUUGAGAAGGUUUGGUUCGGUUUCGAUAUUAAAAUUAUAUUACACUAGAAUUUAAUCUAAAAUUGUUCAAAUUUUAUUACCUAAAAUCGUUUUUUGUUAUUUUAUGAGGUCAUUUGUCUGCUCGCAUCUUUUGAAAGUUGUUUUGUUUGGUUUACUUGGUUUUCGGGCAAUAAAUUAUAUUACACUAGGUAGUUGUUGAAAUUUGAUGUCGAAAACAUAAUUGUCACAUUAUUUUUUGGCUGAAUUGCCUUGCGUAAUGUGAAAUAGGACUAGAGCUCCCUCUUGUGUAUUUUUUAUUCAAUUUCCUUUAUUUUUUUCCAUCCAAAAUAAGCUGUUUCUCCCCGACAUUAUUUUAGGUAAAUUUUUUAAAUUGUCUUAUACUUUGUGCCUUAUAAAUCAUAUUUUCAGUUUUAUCACUAUGUAUAGCGACGGUCAGAGGUCUUUCAACUGCUCAAAUGGUCCCGCCGAGUGUGGCGCGGGCGACGGAAGCCAGGCACGCCGUUAGUUUCGGAGACCUGGAGAAUGGACGGAUAGCAUGGCGGAUAAAACGAGAGGAUCUGCCGUGGAAAGGGUCCUACUCGUUUCUAGGGUAAAGAUUUUUGAUAUUUUGCUUUGGUUUUUUUAUUGUUUUUGUGGUGAGAAACUGUUUUAAACUUUUUGAAUUUUUGGGGAUUUUUGUUUGGAAUAUUGGUAAAAUAUGAUUGAUCUAUCUAUGACAUCAUUUUUUACAUUCUUUCUAGUCUUUUUGGUACAGUUUUGGGCGAUUUAUAUUAUACAUGACUAUCGAGUUUGAGUCCCACCACGAAAACUUGGACAGUCUGGGAACUGGCUGAAAAUCGUGUAAAACGGCUGUUUACAGUGACAGACCUGAUCCAGCGGCAAAAAACGUACCGUUUUGCAUCCGGGAAGUAUCGAAAAAUGUGACAAAAUGCCUCCCUCUCCAAGUGAAAAAACUCCGGUUUGAAAUUUCCCUCACAAAACGAGCGGACGGGCUUUUGAAAUCGGAGUUUUUUCACUUGGAGAGGGAAGCAUUUUGCUACAUUUUUUGAUGCUCCGCGGAUGCAAAAUCGUACGUUUUUGCCGCUGGAUCAGAUCCGUCACUGUAAACAGCCGUUUUACACGAUUUUCAGCCAGUUUCCGGACUGUUCAAGAUUUCGUGGUGGGACUUAAACUCGAGAGUCAUGUAUAAUAUAAGUCGCCAAAAACUGUACCAAAAAGACUAGAAAGAAUGUAAAAAAUGAUGUCAUAGAUAGAUCAGUCAUAUUUUACCAAUAUUCCAAACAAAAAACCGAAAAAAAUGCAAAAAAUCGUCCGUUUUUUACUACUGGACCACUGUACGCCCGCUUAGUGUUUUAUAAAAUACUUUGAAGCCUUUUUUCCCACCAUAAAGUCUCAUUUCCAGCUCCGCCGACUCCCCAAAACCAACAGUCCUGUUGACGGUUUCCGACUCCGACACCGGCGUCGUAAUCGCCGACUGCUCCACCUCGGUGCAAGCCAAGUCCACGCCGGCCGGCUGGCGCGGCGAACUCGAGCAGGACUUCCACUGGCACCGCGUGAACUGGGAGCUGAACGAAGCCGAACUCCAGUGCAACACCACCGCCGACCAUCAACCAAUCCAGUCGCUGCUGAACAGCGACGAACUCGACGCCUACCUGGUCCAAAUCAAAGCCGCCGAUGGCCCCCGAUGCAUCAAGAACCUGCACGCGGACGAGGAGUCGAGCCUGAGCGCGUGCCCGCCCAAACUCCAAAAACAUUCGUAUUUUGCGGAGCAUUUGAACUGCGGAUGCCCGAUUGUGAAGCGAGGCCUGCCGUUCGCCGAGAACACGGCGUUCAGCUCGAUCCGACGGAAGCCCGCGUCCACCACCGCGGAUCCGCUGAGUCAGCCGUUCGGCGAUGACGCGGAAUCGGACGAAGUCGCGUCCCCCGCUUUCCCCAUGUUCCAUUUCACGCAAUCCGUCGAACACACCACGGAUAAGACCACAACCAGCGAAGGUAGGGGUUUGUUUGGGGAGUUUGACGAAGUGUCACAAAAUUUAUUGGUUUUUUUUAUUUUGGUUAUGAUGUUAUAAUGGGAUUUUUUAUAGCUCAUAGAAUGUUUAGAAGUAAUUUUAAGGCUUAUCGAGUGUUUGGAAGUCAUUUUUAGAUAUUUUUUGAAAUUUGUCGAAAUGUCAAAAAAUUUAUUGGUUUUUAAAAAUGUCUUUUCAAAUGCGGUUUUUCACUUUGUUAGGGCAAAAAUGUGUUUAGAAUGCAUUUUUGGACAUUUUUAAAAUUUGACGAAAUGUCACAAAAUUUAUUGAUUUUUGAAAAAUCUCGAAAUUAACGUUAUAUAUUGUUCUGAAUUGAUGAAUCCUCUAAUUUUAGCCGAGACUCCAUCAACAGACGCAACCAAGCCCACUCCAGCGAGCGCCGAAACCGCGGCGCCCGAGCAAAGUCAACAGAUCUCGGGCGAAGUCAAACAGACCCCGCCGGAGUCGCUGGAGGAACCAAAAACAACGGUUGAAUCGGCGGAAAAAACCACCAUCUUAUCAUCGGAGGCGACCACGCCCGCCGCCGCCGAUCCAUGCGACAAUUUCGAAUGCAAUAAUGGGACUUGCUCCGCCGAAAACGGCGAGGCCAAGUGCAAAUGCCCCGAGGGCUUUGCCGGCGAACAUUGCGAGCAAGAUUUGUGCGCCAACUUGGGCUGUCAGAACGGAGGCACCUGUCAGGUGAGGAAUGGAAGAGCUGUCUGCAAUUGCCCGAGGGGAAUCGCCGGAGAGAAGUGUCAUCAGCUGAAUGUGAGUGGAUUUUUUGGGUUUUUUUUUGGAUUUUUGGGAUGAUUAAGGUUGUAUUGAGGUUGUUAUGGAUAUUUUGGUGAUUUUUGGGGUAAAAUACGAUAGCUUUUUUAUGUUUUUGUAAAUUUUGAAUUUUUGAAAAAAAAAAUUUUUUUUUGAUUUUUGGUGUUUUGAUGGGUAAAAUAGAUAAAAAAAAUGUAUUUUUAUGUGUGAAAUUGAAUUUAAAAUAUUUGAAAAGUGAUGUAAAUGAAUUUCAGCAGCCAAUUUGCACUCCUCAUUGCGAAAACGGCGGCGUUUGUCAAGCCUCGGCGAUCGCAACGGAGGCGAAUGUCUGCAAAUGCCCUCAUGGAUACACUGGAUCCAACUGUAAUCUCCGGGAUUUGUGCGCAAAGUAAGGAAAAUUUGAGACGUUAAAAAUUUUUGAUUUUGAAAAAAAAUUAAAAUUUUUUUUUAUUUUUCGGAUUUUUUAUUUAUUUAUUUUUGUUUUUGAUUUUUUGCAUUUUUUUUUAAAUUUUUUUUUAAUUUUUUUUUGAUUUUUUGCAUUUUUUAUUUUUAAUUUUUUUUAUUUUUAGAAAUUCCAGUUUUUUUUUACAAAAAAAAUUUCUCGUAUUUUUUUUUAUUUAUUUUUUUUUUUGAUUUUUCUGAUUUUUUUAGGAAUUCAAACUUUUUUACAAAAAAAAAUUUUUUUUUUAAUUUUUCAUAUUUUAGGAACUCGACCUGCGCUCACUUCGGUCCGGAUGCCCGUUGUUUCAAGGACGCCGGAGACAUGUUCCGCUUCUUCGAGGCCCUCUCCGACGGCGUCUACAGCUGUCAAUGCCCCACCCAGCGCGGAUUCGUCGAGUGCUCCCAGCUCCGCCCCGCCCUCGCCAAAGCAGCACCAACCGUUCAGUCCAGUGUCCCUCCAAGGCCACCCCCCACUCAAGCUCUGCCUGAAAUUGAAGAAAGAGUGAUGUCGAAUGAACACAGCACCGAGCAAAUCCAAUUCCCAAUGGUCACGGAGGCGCAAUCAACGGUUUCGGCGGAGAAAACGAGCGCUGAGGUCAAACCCUUGUUUGGCUUGACUGGAUUGCCAGGUAAGGGGUGGAUAAGGUCGAAAAAGAAGGUUUUUGGAGGGAAAUUGACGGGUUUGAAAGGGGUUUUGGAAGAAUGUGGCGGUAGAAUUUGUACUAGGCCAUAUAAAUUUUGUAGUUUGGGGAUUUUUUUGUGAUUUUUUUGUUUUUUUCGAGAUUUUUGGGUAGUAUAAUAUAAAAUAUUUGUUUUGAAUGUGAUUAGUCUUUGUAAAAAACAUUGUCUGUGGUAUUACUGAAGCAUUUUUUUUUAUUUUUUCAAAAAAAUUUUUAUUCCGAAAAUUUUUUUUUCAUAUUUUGGCAUUUUCAGGCUCCCAAAAUUUUUUGGAAAUUUUUUUUAUCCCAAAAAUUUUAAUUUUUUUCAAAUUUUUCUUAUUUUCAAGCUCCCAGCAUUUUUUUUGAAAAAUUUUUUUUUAUUCGAAAAAUUUAAUUUUUUCAUUCUUUUUUCAAAUUUUUCUCAUUUUCAGGCUCCCAGCAUUUUUUCGAAAAAAAUUUUUUUAUUCAAAAAAUUUGAUUUUUUUCAUUUUUUUUCAAAUUUUUUUUUAUUUUCAGGCUCCCAGCAUUUUUCCGAAAAAUUUUUUUAUUCGAAAAAUUUAAUUUUUUCAUUUUUUUUCAAAUUUUUCUUAUUUUCAGGCUCCCAGCCCACGAUCCUCCCUCGCCCCACCCAACCCAAGACCCCACCGCCCUCCUCGACCCCCUCCUCCACGAUGUUCACCCGUCUCCCCGACCUCAGCCACCUCCUUUCCACUCCCCCAUCACCAACCUUCCCGGAAAACGAGUCCGAAGAGGAGGGCGACAACGGCUUCGCUCCCAUGACCCAGGAACUCCCAGAACCCACGGAAAUCACGGCCCAGCCGGACCAACCCGCCCGACCCGCACUCACCAUUCACAAACUCCCGGCGACGGACUCGACGAAACCGAAAUUGCUCCAGACUACCACCACCAUCCCCGAAGCCGCCGAGGAAACCGAAACUGAACCCAUUUCCACCGAAAAUUCCCAAACUAUCUCGACGGAAUCCACACAAGAAGUCACUCAAGGACCCAUGGGACCGGAACACUCUAUUGUAGAUGAGACUUUGGGCACUGGUAAGGGGAAAAAAUGGGGGUUUUUUGAGAUUUUUUGGGUUUUUUUGGGGUUUUCGGAUUUUUUUUUGGUUUUGGAGAUUUUUUGGUUUUUUGAUUUUUUUGGAAGAAAAAUGAGGUAUUUGGACUCUUUUUGGCAUUUUUUGAUUUUUUUGGUCGAAAAAUGAGGUAUUUGGAUACUUUUUGGAUUUUUUUAUAUUUUUUUGGUCGAAAAAUGAGGAUUUUUAUACUUUUUGGAUUUCUUUAAAAUUUUUUUGAUCCAACAUUAAUUAUUUGGAUACUUUCUCGCAUUUUUUUUGUCAAAAAAUGAGGUAUUUGGAUACUUUUUGGCAUUUUUUGAGUUUCAUUUUUUUAAUUCUUUUGAUUCAACCGAUUUUACAAUAUAUUUUCAGAAACCCCACCCGAAUUCCACACCGUCGACCCAUCCGGACGACCACCAAAUCCAUUCGGAGAGGAGAUCUCGACGGAAAAGUCGGAUCAGAAGCCCGCGGAAGCCGAGGAAUUCGAGCCGGAAACAACGAAAACGACCACGGAAAAGUCGACCACGCCCGCGGGAACGAGCGAAGAGUCCAAAGAGAACGAGACGAACGCUGCCACCGGGAAAUCCACAACUUUCACGUGGAUUAUUGCAUUAACUGUGAUUGCGAGUAAGGGAUUUUGAACAGACGAUUUUUGGGGUGUUUUUGGGUUGGUUUUUGGGGAAAUUUGAGGGAGUUUAGGUGGAUUAUGGCUCAAUUAAAAUAACAGAUUGGAUAUGGGCGUCUGGGAGAAGAGUUUUUGAUAUCAAUUUUUGAAUUUUAGAUCAUGUUGUACAUGGUGAAUAUUGGAGAAAUUUUUAUUGGAUUUGCAGUGGAUUUGAGGUCUGGUAGGGAGAUUGGGACCUGAUAUAGGGUUUAUGUUAUAUAAGGCUUCGAAAGAGAUCAGUUUUUUGUCGAAAUUUUGAGAUUUUAACUUAUAUUGUACAUGACAAAUUUUCAAAUUUUUUGUCAGUUUUUGAAAAUUUAAGCUUGAAAUAGCUUCGCAUCUAACUUGAUAGGUCUUAAAAUGUCAUGUGAUUUUUUAUACAGUAAAAAUUUUUUUAUUUUUUUACAAGAUUUUGAAUUUAUUUUCCCAUUUUUUAGUCCUCAUCUUGGCCGCGACCAUUGGCUCUCUGCUGAUGGCCCGAUACGUGCGCCGCAGCCGCCGACUGCACGGCAAAUACAACCCAGCGCGCGAGGAGAACGCCGUCGCCAGCAAUUACGCCAUGCCCAUGACAUCAGUCAACAAAGACGAGCGAUUGAUCUGA